This is a messenger RNA of Aspergillus niger, 993 nucleotides long. RefSeq lists its product as hypothetical. Lineage: Eukaryota; Fungi; Ascomycota; Eurotiomycetes; Eurotiales; Aspergillaceae. The record is from RefSeq and is a predicted model, not a curated record. The coding region runs from base 1 to 993 and encodes 330 amino acids. The transcript is spliced from 5 exons.
AUGGCUAUUAGAGUCUAUACCAUUGACGAGCUAUCUAUCUGUCGAAACCAAGGUGUUCGAGCCACCGUCACCGCUACCCACCUGGUAUUUGACUCUAAUUCGAACGUGUUAUUCAAUGGCCGGGAAUGUCUUCCAGCCUUCAGGAAAAAGCCCGUGCACUACCCAAUGGGUAGCACGGAGUACGCUUGGUGUUGGUUGGAGUGUGCUCUGUGCACUAUGGGCUCGCAUUGUGGGAGAACCCCUCGGGGACCUGGAAAUCAAUGUUCACGAAGCCUGCAGCAGACAAAGAGGGACACACACAAAAAAAAGCAAAGAGACCCCGGAAAGGGGCGAUCCCGGCACAAUAAAGCAACUCCGACUCUUGAUCUACGAGCGCAACCUACGGAGUACUUACUACCUGUCCGGGCAAAGAGCGACGAAACGUCGACUGACUGGCACGAUCACGAUGGGAUCGAAACCCGGCAGCUCGCGCAUGCUUAUCCUAAUGACGCAGCACAGCCGGAGCGUUGGGGACAUGGGGCUGAUGGGCCCGUUGAACACGGACUGGUGAACCAGACAGGCCCCAAAAAAACGACUGUGGGUUGCAAACGAAGAAGAAGGUGGAGGGAGAGCAAAGAAAAGCAAAGAAAAGAAAAAAAGCAAAAAGGGACAGGCUCGACGGUAGAUCAACCGAGGAUAACCUGUUUUUCCCAACCCAUCCGUCCGGGUCGCAGCGAAAUUAAGUCAAGAAUGUUACACACGGCGCCUGCCUCUAUUCUGAGAUGUCAAUUGAGGGAUGGCAAAGGUGGAAAGAAGGGCAGGACUUUGGGGGGGUCAGAGUCGGCGGAGGCUGGACGGUCCACUACUGGGCGACAGGCGACAGGUAAGAAUGGUUUCUGGUACGACAGCCGGGGGGACGAUCGAUCGAACCGCCGGGCCAAAGAGAUGCGCCAUAUAUCAGAUUCGUGGACUCUCUUUUUUCUUGUUCCCCUUUUUAAAUCACUCCAUUUUUGA